Messenger RNA from Solenopsis invicta (red fire ant), 5706 nucleotides. RefSeq names its product ubiquitin carboxyl-terminal hydrolase 20 (gene Usp20-33). The coding region runs from base 338 to 3094 and encodes 918 amino acids. Gene Ontology annotation, molecular function: cysteine-type deubiquitinase activity; zinc ion binding. NCBI's taxonomy places the organism in Eukaryota, Metazoa, Arthropoda, Insecta, Hymenoptera, Formicidae. The transcript has 4 exons. The record is from RefSeq and is a predicted model, not a curated record. Gene Ontology annotation, biological process: protein deubiquitination.
UACCGCCCGACCGUCCGACGGCCGAUACCGUUGGUCACUGUUGCUCACGGCCACGGCGCGCGAUAUGUUACGAUCAGGUUAGAGGACAGCGCGACAGUUAAUGAUGGUCAACAACGACGGGGAAAGCGCGACGACGAUGACAGUGACACGUGUUGUCACGAACCGCGCGUAGUCCGGAUUGAGAAUCCCGGACUGUCGCACGCGAGAGCAAGGACGACCGAGAAAACGUCACUCCGCGCUCGGAGGAGAACGUGCUUCGUCGACACACGCAUACAGUUCGUCACCUGUUACAGAAGGAACGACGGUGUCCACCUUCCUGGGAAAGAGGAGGAAAAAAAUGCCGCUGGUCGUAAGGAAUUGCCCGCAUCUGGCCAACCGCGGCGAUCUCGCCUUCAUCGAGGCAGUGAUGGCUCGAGAGGAGCGCUUCGCCAAGUGCAGCGACUGCGACACCCCGGGGCCCAAUCUCUGGCUCUGCUUGUUCCCCGAUUGCCGUUGGGUCGGUUGCGCGGAGACGCACCUCGACCACAGCACCAUCCACAAUCAGAACUUUCCAACCCACUGCGCUCACAUGAAUCUGUCCACCAACAGAAUCUGGUGUUACGCCUGCAAGAGCGAGGCCAUUGCCAAGCACGUGCCGUCACCCCCGUUGUCGCCGACGCAGAUGGAGUUCAAGACCAUGAGCAACAAGUUUGCCGGGGAUGCUCCUGGUGGCAUCGAGUCCAAACUGGAUGGUUUGGACAGGUUGAUGUUUGAUAAGUUUUAUGGAGAUUGGUCGAUAAACAGAAUGAAUUCAGAAAAAGGUAAUACAUUUAACGAACGAUCCGGGGAUUCUCCUGAUAGUACAGACUCGGAUGAAAGCAAAGACUUCUCUGGAAAGCCAAGAGGUCUGGUAGGCUUGCAGAAUAUUGGCAAUACGUGUUACAUGAAUGCGGCGCUACAAGCUCUGUCCAAUGUAUCUCCUUUAACUCAGUUUUUCUUGGAUUGCGGUCACAUGGUCAGUUACAUGUCUAAGGAUAGAAAACCUGGGCUGAGUCUGAACUACCUGAAUCUCAUUCGAGAUAUGUGGAACAAGAAAACCAGAGGUUACGUUGUACCACAUGGUAUCCUUUCGGGAAUUAGGACGGUUCAUCCGAUGUUUAGAGGAUACCAUCAACACGACACGCAGGAAUUUCUCCGGUGUUUCAUGGAUCAGCUACACGAGGAACUGAAGGAGCACAUCGAGGACGACAGGGAUGUUCAAUUACGACUAAAGGGACUGGGGGACCAGUCCUCGGAGGAUGAGGACGAGACCGAGAUCGACGGUAAUGCUUCCAGUCAGUCUGACGCCGAAUACGAGACUUGUGACUCAGGUGUGAGUGAACAGAGCUCUCUGAGUGACGAAGGAGAACGCGGCACAAAGAGACGAUACUCUCGCGUGUCGCAGACGGAAAAACUACGGAAUAAGUUUACGAGCAGGAAUAUGAAGAAGUCGAAUGUUGAGCCGACGUUGCCGUUCGCUCCGCCGCAACGCUCGCCACAGAACUCGCCAGCCAAGCAUCGCACUAAGAAGCAAAUGAAGACACGCAGCAUCAUUAGCGACACGUUCGACGGCAAGCUUCUGAGUAGCGUGCAGUGCCUGACGUGCGAUCGAAUCUCCACUCGGGUGGAGACUUUUCAGGACCUGUCCCUGCCGAUUCCGAGCAGAGAUCAUAUCGACAUGCUGCAUCAGGGGUCACUGACGCCGCAGAAGGCUGGCCCGUGCUCAGACGUGGUUUACGUGACCAAUCAGUCGGGCUGGCUGUCGUGGUUUCUGCAGUGGAUGCGCUCGUGGUUCUGGGGACCAGUGGUCAGUCUGCACGACUGCCUGUCAGCAUUUUUUAGCGCCGACGAGCUCAAAGGCGACAACAUGUACAGCUGCGAAAAAUGCAAUAAGCUGCGCAACGGCAUCAAAUUCUCCAAGGUGUUGGAGCUGCCCGAGAUACUGUGCAUUCACUUGAAGAGGUUUCGCCACGAACUCAUGUUCAGCUCGAAGAUCGCCAACUACGUGUCGUUCCCCUUAGAGGGCCUCGACAUGAGGCCCUACUUGCACAAGGAGUGCAUAUCCAAGGUCACAACUUACAAUCUAAUAUCAGUCAUCUGCCACCACGGUACAGCCGGCGGUGGCCACUACACUUGUUACGCACUGAAUCCCAUCGCCAACAAGUGGUACGAGUUCGACGAUCAGUGUGUCACGGAGGUGUCGCCGGAAACGGUAAAGCAUUGCGAGGCAUAUGUGCUGUUCUACAAGAAAUGGUCACCGGAAAUAUUGCAGCUGCGCGACAAAACCAUGGAACUGAUGGAGAUAUCGUCCCGCGAAGUGUCCGACCUCAAUUUCUUCGUGUCCCGGCAGUGGAUCAAUCGCUUCAACACAUUUUCUGAGCCUGGUCCGAUUGACAACUCUGACUUUCUGUGUCCACACGGGGGAGUAAUUCCUGUUAGAGCGCAAUUUGUCGACAAGAUUAGCAUGCCCAUACCACAGGCAGUUUGGGAAUAUUUAUACAAUGCCUUUGGAGGAGGUCCAGCCUGUACGCAUCUGUACGAGUGUCCGACCUGCGAAGAAAAGUACGAAUCCUUACAAAAACGCAGACAGUACGAGAUGGAACUAUUCCAACGAUUGAACAUCGACAAUCCUGCAGCUAUUUAUGCGUUGGCUAUGGCAUGGUUGAGACAAUGGCAGAGUUUCGUCCGAGGCAAGGAGACACAGCCACCAGGACCAAUUGAUAAUAAUUCCAUCGUUGUAAAUAAAAAUGGACAAAAUAGUCUUAAAGUUGGCUCGGAUUAUGGCCAGAUCCCCGAAGAAUUGUGGCAAUUCUUCCUGACUACGUACGGCGGUGGACCAGAGCUAAUGCUGCACUCGUGUCAACGACCGGUGCCCGCUCAGCCUAAUGUUUCUAUACAUUCCGCGUCGAAUCCAAAUUUGAUAGACCCGAAUCUUAAGUGCAAUCGCGUAGAAGCUAAGUCCAACAAACUUUGUACGACCAGGAGCUCGGAGACAAUAUCGCAGCAGGAUAGCGCGAUCGAGAGCCUAAUUUCGAGCAGCGAUUCCCAUCAGACGCAGAGGGACGUGAGCGAGUGAGUAAACCGUAUGAAUCACAAUCUCGUUCACCGACGAACAUUUCCAUUGAUUUUCUUUAGUCUCUAAUUGGUUAAGUUUAGUCUCUAAUUAAUCAAAUUAUAUAUUUUACUUUCAAAAUUCCACGCUUUCGAAGUUUCACGCUCGAACGAUUUGGCACUUUCUUAGUAGAUUUUUACAAACGAAACCUCAAGUUCAAUACCUUGAAGAUAAAAUAAUCGCUGUUAUUUUGCAAUUUAAAAGUGAAAAGACAAUCGGAUACUUUUAUAUCAGUAGCGAGUUUUGUACCAAAUUUGUAAAACCAUAUCGCGUGCGUCACGUAUUAAAUUCAAGCGUACUCGAAUCAUAUAAAAUUAUGUGAAAAAUGAAUAGUUGUAUUUCUUGUCAGAUAUUAAUCAUUAUCUUGCUGAAAAAAAAUUGAAGACAGGAUGCUUGUUUUUUAGUUUGCUACAGGAAAGUAUCGAGGAAUGCCAAAGACUCUCUGCACAAAAAGAUGCGUAAUGAGUGAUAUUACAUUAAGUACAUUACAGAAUACGAAAAUCUCUGAAUGGGUUGUAGAAUAGAAUUUAUUUACCUUUAGCAUACAAAGCUGAGAAAGGGACUUGGUUUAUAGUUGAUCCUUAUACAUUCACUCAUCCAUACCUUUACAUAUCGGUGCUCCCUAUACUUAUUCUUUUACCUAUCCUUAAUACAGCACUGCGCAACAAUCCACCUAGGCAAACGCAACAUAUACAGCAAACUUGUCCACCCGAACAAACCCCCGCACUGCACCGCACCUAUGCCUAUAUCUAUGCCUAUUUCUCUUUUCUGAAUUGAUUGUACAGAAUUAAAAAUUCUUUUGCAUUUAAAGUAAACGCAAGAGUGAAUGGUAGGAUAUUCAACUUGAUUUUAAAAACGAAAAAAAUAUUAAAAAUUAGCCAUAUAUAAUUUUUUUCAAUUUGUACAUAACAUUAAACAUUUAAUGCACAAAGAACAUCGUAUUGUAAUGUUAAAUAUUACGUUAUGAUUUUCUUUGUGCGUUAACAUAAAUUUAUUGUUACGUACAGAUUUAAGUUUAAAAGUUUUUAACAGAACAUUACGCGUUUCGAAGGUUCUUGUGCAGACAGCCAUACUCGAACAUAUAUGACAUUUUUUUUAUUUUCACACAAAGAGAAUUUUCUUUUGAAAUUUACUCUUGAAAUCAUAGUAAUCAGCGUAAUUAUGACAAUAAGACAACUAUAACUUUAGUAAAACUUAUAGCAAUUUUAGUAAAAUUUUACUAAAGUUAUUACUAAAUUUUACUGAAGUUAUAAAAUAAAUUUUACUAAAAUUAUAAAAUAAAUUUUACUAAAAUUAUAAACUCUAAAUUUUUAUCAAAAUUAUAAAUCUCUUUGGUAUCCGUGAUUGUCAUUACCACGAUUUCAAGGGUAAAUUCUAAGAGAAAGUUUUUUCCGUACAAAUCGUCGGUUUGGAAAGUGAAAUAAUCCCGAUUGUUUUUUAAGUUCAUCAUUUUGACUCUGUAAAGUCGCGUUGUGCCUCGUUCAACAGCGUGGAAUUUUACAUAAUUUUAUCGAUGGGAAUAUUGUAUGUGAUGGGAAACGUAGUUACAGUACAAAGAUUCGUUAUAGACAACUAUAUAUUAUUUAUACUAUAAUACAAAUUCUAGCUCGUAUUUUUUUGCCCAAAGUCUAGGCCGUAACAUUGCGCGCGGUAUAGUUGUGAUGUGUUUCGAUGUUUAUACAUUCGCCGAUGUGCGCGUGUGUAUAUCCAUCCUUGCACGUAAAUAUAAGUGGCUUUUUUCUCCUUCUUUCUCGAAUUUAUGUACAUAAUUAUUUCUUUUCCGUUAGUGAUAGCCUUUUAUCCGGAAAGAAAAAUAAAACAUAUGGAAGACUGACAAAUCGAUUUUAUUUAAAAGGAAAACGUUCAAUUAAUUGCAUGAUUUAGCAGCAACUAAGUCACGGAAUCAAACGCGGCAUAAAAUAUGACGCCGAAAGAACUUCAAUGACUUUUACGUUUCGUUCUUGAACGGAGCAAAUUCGUCCAAAAAAAGAAAUGAUUUAAUUUUAAGAUGUUAAAAUGUUUUAAAUUUUUUAAUGUUUUAUUUCUGUUUUUAUUUUUCAAAUACUUAAAAAUAUUGUAGUUUUAAACAGUGUUUAGAUUUAAAACAUUGAAACCUUUAGAGUUGUUAAAGAUAUCUAUAGGUAGCUUUGAACGUUUUAGCGUUUUAAAUCUAAACAUUGUGGGGCAUUGAAAAAACGGAUACAGAAAUAAGAUAAUAUUUUAAUAUCUUAAAAUUAAACACUUUUUUCAGUUGUGUUGUUAUUGUUGUUAUUUAGCAAAUUUAUUAUUGUACAUGUACUUUUCGUAAUAUUUACGGAGCCAACAAGAAUUCCUCGUAGCGCACGAUUUGUCCAAUUUUUUCGCCUUUACAAACGUGAAACAGUCAAGCUUGGCAAUUAUUUGUUUAAGCAACAAAACGUGCUUCUUAAAACUGUUUCUUAUAAUUAAAUUAUGACAUUAAAGAGAUAAAUCAGUAAACUCUUUUUUCUAUACGUGGAGACAACUUAGUUUUUCGCCAUUACGUUAAGGAUGUACUAUACCUAAUUUCAAAAUAAUGAAAAAAUUUGAAAAAAAAA